AGAGCGACUACCUGUGAAUUACCGAGUCUGACCAGAAUGGAUCCGAUAACGGAGUUAGAGGGUCUGAUCGACCAGCUUGGUGUUCUUUUGUACACUAGCAUUGGCAUGGUUCAAACGGACCCGCCGCCACCAGCUUCUUCUAACGGAGCUGUACAACAGGAAGUGAAGUCACCCUUGACUCCUGAACAGCUUAGAGCAUUUGCGUCAGAUAUAGUCAAAAUAAGCAAGACCAUAGAAACUUACGUGGACUCGCUGCCUAGCAUCGGCAUCUCGGAGGAAGAGCAGUCAAGUCGCAUCAGGGCACUGGAGGAGCAGAACCGUCGGCUCGAAGAGCAAAUUAUUAAAAAUGAUCAGUUGAUGAACGAAAAACUUCAACAGUCUAGAGAAUCUUUGAAGAUUAUUGCAGAGGCGAAGCUCCGAAUUUCUCGUUAAGUGUAGGCUUUUUAUCUUUUGAAGCAACGGUCGGACGUGAAAGGCCAGCUUCAAAGACGAGAAAAAACACGCAAAGAUUUGAGGGAAGUGUCCAUCUCUCUUGUUUUUAGUUUUAGUAGGAAAAUGUCUUCUCUCACGAAGGAUUGCAGAGUGGGAGAUGUUGACCAAUCGAAAGCUGAACGGCUAUAACCUGGUAAAAAGCAUUAUAUAGAGAGCUGACUGUUUAAGCCGGUGGUUUUUGUUGCUAAAAAGGCCAGUUAGGAACUGCUUACAAUAGAACAUGCAAA
This is a messenger RNA of Schistocerca gregaria, 719 nucleotides long. RefSeq names its product mediator of RNA polymerase II transcription subunit 21-like. Lineage: Eukaryota; Metazoa; Arthropoda; Insecta; Orthoptera; Acrididae. Gene Ontology annotation, biological process: regulation of transcription by RNA polymerase II. The coding region runs from base 37 to 432 and encodes 131 amino acids. The transcript is spliced from 3 exons. Gene Ontology annotation, molecular function: transcription coregulator activity. Gene Ontology annotation, cellular component: mediator complex. The record is from RefSeq and is a predicted model, not a curated record.